UUCUAGAGUAGAUGAUGUGAAUGUAUGAUGAGGGUGUCGUAAAUCUUUUCUCUCCAACUACUGUCAAACGUAAACAUUUUGCAUAAUUUAUUGAAUCCUCAUUUCCCUCCCUCUUUCUGGAGUCGUCUCAGUUGGGUUCUCCGAUCUGAAGAAAUAUAAUUCCUGAUUAUUCAAAUAUUUGAAGGGAAGAUGUCUAGUUACACAACCGCUUUGAAUGAAAACAAUAUGAGGUCUAGUAGUGAAAAUUUCGUUACUGCCAUAGUGCCAUUGAUGAAACUUCUCUGCCUUACAAUUAUAGGAUUGAUUCUUGCACACCCAAAAACCCAAAUCAUCCCCAGAGCAACAUUUAAGCUCCUAAGCAAGCUAGUUUUUACCCUGUUCUUGCCCUGCCUAAUCUUUACGGAGCUUGGUGAAAGCAUUACACUUGAAAACUUUGCUCUUUGGUGGUUUAUUCCUGUUAAUGUACUGAUCAGUACAAUCAUUGGUUUCUUUCUUGGGCUAUUAGUUGUGGCUAUAUGUCACCCUCCACCGCAGUUAAACGGAUUCACCAUUAUCAUGACUGCCUUUGGAAACACUGGAAAUCUUCCUCUAGCAAUUGUUGGAUCCGUAUGUCAUACAAAAGAUAACCCAUUUGGAGCUCAUUGCCACUCAAGGGGAGUAGCUUAUGUUUCCUUUUCCCAGUGGGUUGCUGUAAUUAUGGUUUACACACUUGUUUAUCACAUGAUGGAGCCACCAUUGCAGUAUUAUGAGAUUGUUGAGGAAGGGUUUGAGAUUGAGGGGCAACAGCCAACCACUGAUGUCAGUAGACCUCUUCUUGUAGAAGCAGAAUGGCCUGGCAUUGAGGAUAAAGAGACUGAACAUGCCAAAACUCCUUUCAUUGCUAGGAUUUUUAAUAGCAUCUCAAGCCUUUCACAGACCAAUUUUCCUGACGUUGAGCUCUCUGGAGAUAGUUCAGCAAACAGUCCCCGGUCCAUAAGGUGUUUGGAUGAGCCAAGGGUUCUGAGGAGAAUACGAAUUGUGGCAGAGCAAACACCUUUAUGUCAAAUACUUCAACCUCCAACAAUUGCUUCUUUAUUAGCUAUCAUUAUAGGGACGGUGCCUCAGCUAAAAGCUUUUGUCUUUGGAUAUGAUGCUCCAUUAUCUUUUAUCACUGAGAGUUUAGAGAUUUUAGCUGGUGCUAUGGUCCCUUCUGUGAUGCUUGUUCUUGGGGGCAUGCUUGCUGAGGGACCAAACGAGUCUAUGCUUGGUCUUCCAACCACAAUUGGUAUAUCUGUAGCUAGGCUUUUUGUGCUUCCCCUGCUGGGAAUUGGUGUUGUAGCAUUGGCUGAUAAGCUGAAUUUUCUCGUACAAGGGGAUGCAAUGUACAGAUUUGUGCUCUUGUUGCAGUACACAACACCAAGUGCCAUUUUAUUGGGAGCAAUUGCCAGCCUGAGGGGUUAUGCAGUGAAGGAGGCUUCUGCACUUCUCUUCUGGCAGCAUGGCUUUGCUCUAUGCUCCCUUUCCUUGUAUACUGUUAUCUACUUCAAAUUGCUCUCUUACAUUUGAAGUAUCCUAUAUUCUUUCCGUCUCAAAGUGUUUUUCGAGGAGUUGGUUGGCAUCCAUCAGGUUCUCAUUGGAGUAUAUCCCUUUUAAGUACUAUGGAUUUAUGCAUUUGCUCUC
This is a messenger RNA of Manihot esculenta (cassava), 1659 nucleotides long. RefSeq names its product protein PIN-LIKES 2. The coding region runs from base 190 to 1545 and encodes 451 amino acids. The transcript is spliced from 2 exons. The record is from RefSeq and is a predicted model, not a curated record. Gene Ontology annotation, biological process: endoplasmic reticulum to cytosol auxin transport. Gene Ontology annotation, cellular component: membrane. NCBI's taxonomy places the organism in Eukaryota, Viridiplantae, Streptophyta, Magnoliopsida, Malpighiales, Euphorbiaceae.